AUGUCCUUUUAUUGUGAUAACGUGACGCACUGCGAGGAUCGGUCGGAUGAGCUGGAUUGCGCACCCUACAACUGCAAUACGGGCGAAUUCCGGUGUGAUAACGGUCGAUGUAUAGCAUAUGGGCUCAAAUGUGAUUUGGUGGAUCAUUGCUUUGACAAAUCUGACGAAAUGUAUUGCGGAUCUGGAUCAGAUAACAGGUUCACGUGUUAUAACGGUGACGAACAUCCACUCUCCGUUCAAUGUGAUGGGAUCAUUGACUGCAUUGGGAACUCUGCAGAAGAUGAAUCGGAAUCGUGUGGUACGUAUCAUUAUGUAUUUGAUCCAAGCUUUGAAUGUUAA
Messenger RNA from Strongylocentrotus purpuratus (purple sea urchin), 339 nucleotides. RefSeq names its product G-protein coupled receptor GRL101. Bases 1 to 339 code for a protein of 112 amino acids. The transcript has 3 exons. Gene Ontology annotation, molecular function: protein binding. The record is from RefSeq and is a predicted model, not a curated record. NCBI's taxonomy places the organism in Eukaryota, Metazoa, Echinodermata, Echinoidea, Camarodonta, Strongylocentrotidae.